CGGUGUUCAUUCUGCCAAACUACAAUAAUAGUAUAUCACUCUGGCUGGGACCGACACCGGUUUCAGGCAAACGCAACAAUCGUCGGUUCCAAGAAGCUUGCAAUAAUGUCGGAUGAUGGUGAUUUACCUUGGAGGUUUUCUGCAGAUCAAGGAUUAGAGGAUCAAUUGUUCGAUAGAGAUCGACACAUAAGGUACCUCGAGAUGAAUUACCACCUAUUGCCAUCUCCGUACGAGGGUCAAGAGAUCAUCCGUCUUACUCUCGCCUACUUCACCAUAUCCGGCCUCCACAUCCUUGAUGCACUCGAUCGUGUUGAUAGAGAAGCUGUUAUCAAUUGGGUCCUGUCAUUGCAAGCUCAUCCUAAGAAUGAAGCUGAACUGAACAAUGGACAAUUCUACGGAUUUCAUGGUUCCAGAAGUUCUCAGUUUAAAUCUCUUGAUAAUGGGGUUUCUGUUCCCAAUAACAGUCACUUGGCAAGCACAUAUUGUGCCUUAGCCAUAUUGAAGACUGUUGGCUAUGACUUUUCACUUAUCGACUUUAGUUCAAUUUUGAAGUCAAUGAAAAAUCUUCAACAACCUGAUGGGAGUUUCAUGCCCAUUCAUACAGGGGCAGAGACGGAUUUACGGUUUGUAUAUUGUGCUGCUGUUAUAUCUUCUCUGUUGGAUGAUUGGAGUGGCAUGGAUAAAGAGAAGGCCAAGAACUACAUAUUGAGUUGUCAGUCAUAUGAUGGGGGCUUUGGACUAAUUCCUGGUCAAGAGUCUCAUGGUGGUGCAACUUAUUGUGCUGUUGCAUCUCUGAGGUUGAUGGGAUUGAUUGAAGAUGACCUAGUUUCUCGAUGCACAUCCUCUUCCAUCAUAGAUGUGCCAUUGCUUCUAGAUUGGUGCUUGCAGAGGCAAGCAGAUGAUGGAGGGUUUCAAGGAAGACCUAACAAAAUUAGUGACACGUGUUAUGCUUUUUGGGUUGGUGGAGUUCUGAGGAUCUUAGGAGCUAACAACUUCAUUGACGAAAUAACCCUGCGCAAAUUUUUGCUGACAUGCCAAUCCGAGUAUGGUGGUUUCAGCAAAUUCCCUGGCCAACUACCGGACCCUUAUCAUUCGUAUUAUGGAUUUACAGCAUUCAGCAUGUUGCAAGAAACCGGUCUCAACUCUUUCAACGUAGAAUUGGGUAUAAGCACCGUCACACUGUGAUCCAUCUGCACAUGCUUUUUCAGGUCAUCCUGUGUCAUUUAUCGUGUAACUUUAUUACACCCAUUUACCAAUGCGCACCAUUGCCUCGUGCAUCAGGCAGUUUGUAUGUUAUAUUUUAUGUGCAUACCUGGCCUUCAUUUCAUGAAAUUGAAAGGGGCUCUUGCAUCAUCUUAAGCCCGUAAAAUUUAGCAGAACACUGCUAUCAUGAUUUGUGUCACAUGCAUGACGAAUUGUACGUGAUACUAUAUUCGAGUUUCUGUAGACCUAAUCAGUCAUAUGGUUGAAUACCAUCACAAAAAAAGGGACAAUGAAUUGACAUGAGGUCGUGUUUG
Messenger RNA from Cynara cardunculus var. scolymus (artichoke), 1517 nucleotides. Its product is annotated as geranylgeranyl transferase type-1 subunit beta. Gene Ontology annotation, biological process: protein geranylgeranylation. Gene Ontology annotation, molecular function: CAAX-protein geranylgeranyltransferase activity. The transcript has 11 exons. Lineage: Eukaryota; Viridiplantae; Streptophyta; Magnoliopsida; Asterales; Asteraceae. The coding region runs from base 106 to 1185 and encodes 359 amino acids. Gene Ontology annotation, cellular component: CAAX-protein geranylgeranyltransferase complex. The record is from RefSeq and is a predicted model, not a curated record.